AUGUGCGCCGCCAAGUUGGGCUUGCAUUGCAUAUCCCUAGCAGUAAUUGAUACUACCAAGUUAGGAAUCUGCAGCAGAGUGUUAAGACUGCUCACCAUUCUUCUCUCAAGGUCUAUCCACUACAGCCCAACGCUAGUUUAUAUGAGCACAGACAGGAGAGGAAAAAACUUAUUAUCAGAUAUGGGUAGCUGGUUGCCAUGGGGAUCAUUGUCUUUGACGCUGUUUCUCUUGUUGCACUCCAUGCUUACCUUGUCCUCUGGCUGCUUCGUGGAGGAGAGAGCUGCUCUGCUGGACAUCCGGUCUUCUCUGAUAAGAGCGCAUUCCCCGAUUGCGCUUGAUUCAUGGGGGAAGGAUGGUGAUGACUGCUGCUCGUGGGAGCGUGUGAAAUGCAACAAUACAACACAGCGAGUGUCUCACCUCGACCUUUCCUCUGUAUAUUUCACGAUGGAUGUAGACGAUCGUUGGUAUUUAAACUUUACAGUGUUUUCUGCAUUCCAUGAGCUUCAGUACCUAGAUCUAUCUUACAACUAUCAGUGUUCACUAAGCUCGGAAGGGUUUGUUGGACUAGCCAAGCUUCGUUAUCUCAACCUCAGUGACACUAUGUGGGAAGUGGGUUUCCCGGAAUUUAUAGGAGAAAUUGUCUCACUGGAAGUCUUAACUCUCAGUGGUAACAGAAUGACCGGAGGUCUUCCGGACGCAGCUGUUAAAAAUCUUAGGAACUUGCGAAUAUUGAAUAUGUCCUGGAGUAACUUCAACGGAAGCCUACCGGAAUCAUUAUUCUCACUUCCUCAUCUAAAGAUCCUAGAUCUCUCCAUAAAUAACUUCGGUGGGCAUAUUCCAAUCAGUUCAUCCUCUGGACCAAUUUUAUUUGAAGUGUUAGAUCUCAGCUAUAAUAACCUCAGUGGAAAUCUCCCAGUUACAGCCUUUAAAAGCAUCAGGAACUUGAAAUUGCGUAAGAACCAAUUCAGUGGAUCUUUCCCCGCGUCAUUAUUUGCACUUCCUCAUCUGAAGUCCCUAGAUCUCUCAUAUAAUAAUUUGAGUGGAGCUCUUCCGACUGGACAAGCAUUUGAAAGUCUACAGAACCUACGAGAGAUGUAUCUGAGUUCCAACCAAUUCAUCGGAAACAUCCCAACAUUCUUGUUUUCGCUUCCACAUAUUGAACAGUUAAAUCUCUCAACUAAUUAUUUUGAAGGACCAUUUCCAAUAAAUCCAUCUUCGGACCUUUCAUUGUCGCUUAAGAGUCUUCGGUUCUCCCAAAACAAUCUGAGUGGUAGACUUGCUUUCGUUUGGCUUGGAAACCUCACAAAACUUGAAGAGAUAGAUCUUUCAGGCAAUGCUAAACUAGUUAUUGACGUCAAUAUUCCUGGAUGGACACCUCCGUUCCAGUUGAAACAGUUAUUGCUCUGUGGUUGUGAUCUUGACAAGAACAUUAUUUCAAGACCAGAAUUUUUAGGCACACAGCGUCACUUAAAGGUGCUUGAUUUGUCCAACAAUAACUUAUCAGGUAGCAUGCCAAAUUGGUUAUUUACAAAGGAAGCGACACUACAGGAUCUAAAUCUUAGGAAUAACUCGCCAACUGGAUCCCUGGACCCAAUUUGGCAUACCCAAUCUUCUCUCAGCCAUAUCGACAUACACAUGAACCAUGUCACAGGAGAGCUGCCGGCCAACCUCAGCUCAAUGUUUCCAGUUUUGUAUGAUCUAGAUUUUUCUAUUAAUGACUUGUUUGGGCACAUACCAACGUCAAUGUGCGAGAUCAGCUCCAUCGGAUAUUUAGACCUAUCAAACAACAAACUUUCUGGGGAGGUUCCAGCUUGUGUUUUUACUAAUUAUCCGGAGCUAUCCGUCUUGAAGGUCUCAAACAACAAGCUUGGUGGUCCGAUUUUUGGUGGGAUGAAUAAUCUGUCCAAUAUAUAUGAAUUGCGCUUGGAUGGUAACAAAUUUAAAGGGACAUUGCCUCAUGAUCUGGCAGGAAAGUUAGUAAGAGUCAUUGAUUUGCAUGAUAACCAGCUGUCUGGCGAACUCAAUGUGUCAUUUUGGAAUAUGUCUUAUUUGAGAGUCCUGAAUCUUGCUGGCAACCGUAUAACCGGCAAAAUUGACCAACACAUUUGUGGCUUCACAGAAAUUCACCUUUUAGAUCUGUCGCGCAACAACCUUACAGGGUCUGUACCAAACAGUUGCUUCAUAGUGCUGAAUUUUCUUAACCUUACUGGGAACUCAUUAUCUGGCGAUAUCUCUUUUCCCCUUUUCAACACAUCAAGUCUAAUUGCUUUGGAUAUCAGACACAAUCAGUUCAUGGGCAACGUCAAUUGGGUAGGUUACCUUGAAAACAUUAGGCUACUUUCACUGGGUGGAAAUAAGUUUGAAGGGCAGAUCACUCCAAACCUGUGCAGACUCAUGUACCUGAGGAUAAUAGAUUUGUCCCAUAACAAGCUUUCAGGUUCUCUGCCAGCUUGUAUCGGUAAUAUCUCUUUUAAAGGUGACACAAAUGAUCAAUUUUUUCAGCCAGCAAAUGAGAUUACGUGGGUGUCGGACGACUACACUACUUCCUAUGAAUUAAUGUACUUCACUUUUGCUACCAAAGGGAAUUUCUACACAUACGGCCGCAGUUUCUUUGUUUCAAUGUCUGGCAUCGACCUAUCUGCAAACAUGUUGGAUGGAGAAAUUCCUUGGGAGCUAGGAAAUCUUAACCAUGUCAAAUCCCUUAAUCUGUCAUACAAUUUAUUUGUUGGACCAAUCCCAACAACCUUUGGCAGUCUGAAGGAUAUAGAAAGCUUGGACCUCUCCCACAAUAAGUUGAGUGGACCGAUACCUUGGCAGUUAACCCAGUUAUCUUCUUUGGGGGUGUUCUCUGUGGCAUACAACAACUUGUCGGGAUGUAUACCAAACUCUGGUCAGCUUGGCUCAUUCAGCAUGGACAGCUACGUAGCCAACACUGACCUUCACAAUAUUACACAGGGGAACAUGUGCGCUCCCGGUCCAGAUCCCGUGGUAGAGGAAGAUGUGGGAGAGGUGCCUAGUGACCCAGUCCUAUACAUAGUCACGGCUGCCUCAUUCGUGUUGGCAUUUUGGGCCAGUGUUGCGUUCUCAUUUUGCCAUCCGCACGGGAGGACUAUAAUCCUCAAGCUGUAG
Messenger RNA from Triticum turgidum subsp. durum (durum wheat), 3129 nucleotides. Lineage: Eukaryota; Viridiplantae; Streptophyta; Magnoliopsida; Poales; Poaceae. The record is from the annotation of a GenBank genome assembly.